UUAGAAUGGGAUGAAGGGAAAAUUAUCCUCUGACUAUAUUACUCUUUCCACUGCGCCAAUGCCUGUGUUAUUUACAAAAGUAUUUUUUUUACAUUAUGAUAAGCCAUAUAUAACUACAAAAAAGUUUUUGUGUUGUUCAUAUGGAUAUCUGUGUAUAAUUGCACUGAAUUAUCCGAUAGUGUAGCACUAGAAUGUAAGACAGAAUUUAUGUUAUUGGGAAAUUUUUAAUGCGUAGUCCAGUGAACUGUAUUACAGGGAAAGAUAAGGAUUUAGUUCUGCACAAAUCAGAGGCGAUGAAGUUUAAAGUCCUCGUCUGUUUCUGCCUUUUGACUGUAAUAAAACAUGUUUCUCUUACAGAUAUCUGGGCUCAACCUAACUCAUCAGUACUUCUGCCCUGUAAUGUUGAAGGAGAUGAGAUAGAGCUGAGCAAAAGCAUCUUUCUGCUGGGGGUUAGCUGGCUCCACAAUGGAUCAGUAAUAGCAUCUUCUGGAGCAGAUGGCAAUCGCACUGAAGAGGGGUUCAGCUUGAAGGCUGGAACCCUUGAAACUGGGGCUUUCUCACUGACUUUGCAUAGUGUCUCAGCCAGCAAGCAGGGGGAAUAUGUGUGUCGCCUCAGCUACAACAACACUCUGCUGUAUUCAGUCAGUGUAACACUAUGCAUUUUAGCCCUGCCCUCUCUCUCCAUUCCCUCUACGGUGGCUGUUAUCCACAGACCCAGCAGGAUAGAGUGCCGGGCAGAGCAUUUCACCCCCCCGCUGAUUGAUUUCACCUGGGUUCGAGCAGGUGUUGUGGUGAAACCCCCAGAGAGCAUAACAGCAGUCAACAGAACCAGCAGUGGGUUCUUCUGGGCAGUGAGCAGCCUGACACUAAUACCCACUGACCAGGACAAGGAUGUGAACUUCAGCUGUGUGGUGAAACACACUGCAUCAGAGGAACCCAUUGUCUUAAACUUCCAUCUCAAUUUAAUAUAUCUUCCUACUGUGACCCUCUCCGCCCUUCCCCUUACCUCACAAUUCUCCCCCGUCACUCUCUCCUGCGAUAUCGAAGGAUUUUACCCUGAGGCAAUCUCUGUCUCUUGGUUCCAAAAUGGCUCGCUGGUGCCUGACAUGCCAUUAGCCUGGCCUGGCCCUGGAGGUACCUUCUGCACUCGCCACUUCUAUACUCUGAGAGCUGAAGACAUGAGGAGAGGCACUGAGGUCCAGUGUGCUGUACGGCACCCUGCUGUCGCCAAAUCAGUCUCCGCCACCAUGACUCUCUCUGCCACAGGUCCAAAUGCAACGGAACCAGUAAUGACUAAGUCUGCCAAGGCAUCGGUUGCUGUUGUGAUCAUUUCUCUGGCUAUGAUUUUCUUGCUCUGCUUUGGAUUCUCAUGGAAGAAACGGGAUGAGAAAGAGAAAUCCCUGGUUGUAUCAGGCAUAAUCCUGCCCCCCCGAAUUAUAGUGGGAAGGAAGGGCAGAGUAACCAUCAGCGUGGAAGGCAGGAGGGUGGACAGGGUGCAGGUUACUUGGUUCCUAAAUGACAUACCUAUCUCAGACACUUCUCAAAGAGCACCUACAGAAAAUGAGAAAAAUCCAUUGCUGCCCCCAAAUGGAAAAUCUGGAUAUUACAAGCUACACACGCAGUACCCCAUUCCGUCAGGAAACAGCCGCACAAUGCAGCUCUUCUCAUCUGUCACAUUCAUCCCCGAUAUUGCUGUUCACAAAGGGACCGUCUUUAAGUGCCAAAUCUCCUAUAAGGGGAAAGACCAAAUGGUAGCAGAGAGAGUGUCAGACAAGUUAAUGCUGUUAGCUGCCCCAGAAGUGUCAGAGAUUAAAUUUUCAGAACCAGCUGACGACACAGGUGUGGUCACUCUUACAGUAGAAGCCUCUCGCUUUCAUCCCGCCCUCAUCACCUUCCGAUGGUUUUGUAAGGGGGCAGAGCUCAGCCCCAUAGCGCCACCACCGUCGCUCGCCACUCCCCGUCCAAGUAUCCAGGGAUUCUUCUCUGCUGUCAGCCAGUGCAAACUACCCUGGGAAGAGCUGGAGAAAGGCCAGACCAAGGUGUGGGUCACAGUGCACCACAUGGCCAUGAAGGUGCCAAUCAUACGACAGACUCCAGGUUUCAUAAAAAUGCCUAUUGUGUCUGAGAUCUCCUCCUCUUGCCCUGCAUACACAUCUUCUCCUGAGGAAUCUGUCACUCUCCAGUGUGAAAUCACAGGCUUUUUCCCACCCGAAAUCUCCAUCACCUGGUGGGAAGACGGCGAGCAAGAGAUAAUGGAGGGCAAAGAUUCCUGGGGGCCCUUACUUACCGAUGGCAGCACUUACCGUCUGACUGCCACUCUGAGGAUUGGACAGUGCGAAACAAAGGUGGAGAAGAGCGAGAGAGAUAUUGUUUGCAGAGUGAUGCACUGCUCCUUACAGGAGCCCAUUGAGAAACACUGGAGGCAGAGACACAUAGCCCUUCCCGUUAUUCCAUCGUCUCUCUCUGUUCAGUGGAAAACGGGGGGUGUUGGGGAGUUUUCUCUGCUGUUGUCGGGGGGGCACCCGUACGCCACCCUUUUGUGGGCAGCCGGAGGCGCCACUCUGUCUCCCCUCAUCUCAACAGAAAGCAAUGAGGACGGGAAUGAUGGAAGCAGGCAGCUAAAGAGUAUGUGUAUCCUAGAGAGGAGGACAGGGACAGGGAGGCGCCCUGCGGCAGGUGCUCACUGCAUGGGGUCUCCACAGACUACAAAGGAUGCCACUUCGAAUUACAGUCCAAUAGAUAUGAAGCUUAUGGAUGAUGUACAGCACGUAUGGAUUAAGAAGACCAGAAACAGACCUGGAACACCAGUAGUGAAGCGCGCGACGCAGAGAGAAGACAGGGCAGAUGAGCGACAGGAGGAAAGGAAGAGAGGGAGUGACCUUUCCCAAGUAAAUAUUGUCCAUAUGGGAAAGGGUGAGGAAAGACUCAGGGUAACUGUGGAGAUCACUCAUCCCGGACUUCUUCUGCCGGUGCACCUGACAUGGAUGGAACCAGAGGAGUAAUUACGUUUCUGAUCUCAGGAACCCUGCCAGUUGGGGAACAUCUUCCUUGCAGUCUGCUUGAAUGCCUAUGGAUUCUUGGUGUGAAUUCUUUUCUCAUAUAGAGUUACCGGAAAUUAUAUGUGUGUGUGGAUUAGGUUAAUAUUACAAUGUGGGGACCAAAUGUUCCCCACAAUGUAAUAAAAAACAUUUUUUUAAAUAUACACUGAACAAAAAUAUAAACGCAACACUUUUGUUUUUGCUCCCAUUUUUUAUGAGAUGGACUUAAAGAUCUACAAUUCAUUCCAGAUACACAAUAUUACCAUUUCUCUCAAACAUUUCUCACAAAUCAGUCUAAAUGUGUGAUAGUGAGCACUUCUGCUUUGCUGAGAUAAUCCAUCCCACCUCACAGGUGUGCCACAUCAAGAUGCUGAUCUGACAUCAUGGGUAGUGCACAGGUGUACCUUAUACUGCCCACAAUAAAAGGCCACCCUGGAAUGUGCAGUUUUGUCUCACAGCAAAAUGCCACAGAUGCCACAAGCAUUGAGGGAGCGUGCAAUUGGCAUGCGGACAGCAGGAAUGUCAACCAGAUCUGUUGCUCGUGCAUUGAAUGUUCAUUUCUCAACCAUAAGCCGUCUCCAAAGGCGUUUCAGAGAAUAUGGCAGUACAUCCAACCGGCCUCACAACCGCAGACCACGUGUAACCACACCAGCCCAGGACCUCCACAUCCAGCAGGUUCACCUCCAAGAUCGUCUGAGACCAGCCACUCAGACAGAUAAUGCACGGCCCCAUGUUGCAAGGAUCUGUACACAGUUCUUGGAAGCUGAAAAUGUCCCAGUUCUUGCAUGGCCAGCAUACUCACCGGACAUGUCACCCGUUGAGCAUGUUUGGGAUGUGCUUGACCGGCGUAUACGACAGCGUGUACCAGUUCCCACUAAUAUCCAACAACUUCGCACAGCCAUUGAAGAGGAGUGGACCAACAUUCCACAGGCCACAAUUGACAAUCUGAUAAACUCUAUGCGAAGAAGAUGUGUUGCAUUGCAUGAGGCAAAUGGUGGUCACACCAGAUACUGACCGGUUCUGAGUCCCCAGACCCCCAAUAAAGCAAAAAACUGCAC
Messenger RNA from Brienomyrus brachyistius, 4096 nucleotides. RefSeq lists its product as uncharacterized. The record is from RefSeq and is a predicted model, not a curated record. The coding region runs from base 228 to 3002 and encodes 924 amino acids. Lineage: Eukaryota; Metazoa; Chordata; Actinopteri; Osteoglossiformes; Mormyridae. The transcript has 14 exons.